Molecule: messenger RNA, 1172 nt
Organism: Cokeromyces recurvatus
Lineage: Eukaryota; Fungi; Mucoromycota; Mucoromycetes; Mucorales; Mucoraceae
Exons: 6
Coding region: 78-1079 (333 amino acids)
Source: RefSeq, a predicted model, not a curated record
ACUUUUUUCUACAUUUUUUGUCCUUUUUUUUUAUUUUAUUUUAUUUUAUUUUAUUUAUUUUACGUUAUACAAGAAAAAUGCUUUUUAAUAAGAAAAAUGCUCAAGAAGAUAAGUAUUGGAUUGUAGAUGAAGUAUUAUCUGCAACGAAUUAUUAUCAAGUACUAGGAGUUCGAAAAUAUGCAUCUUCUAAAGAGAUUAGAAAGGCCUAUAUUAAGAAAUGUAGAAUCUGUCAUCCUGAUAAAUUUGUACCUGCUUAUCCUAAAGCAACUGAAAGUUUUCAAAUGUUAGCUAUUGCUUAUGAAACACUUAGUGAUUCAAGAGCUAGAAUGCGAUAUGAUAUAUCACCAAAGAAGUUUUCUUAUACUACAGUGAAGAAUCAAAAGACUGAUGCUCAUGCUACAUUUCAACUUUUAUUGCAACAGGUCUAUGCUGAAUUAUUAAAUGGCGAAUUUGAAACUAUAAAAGCAUUUAUACGUACCAUAAAUGGCACAUUCUCUGGUAUACAUAUUUCAGAAGAAUAUAUUAAUCAAAUGGAACGUGGAUUUGAAAGAUUACGUGAAUUUCUUCAAUCUACACACUAUUAUUUCAAAUUAAUUCGAUUUGAAUUAUUAAAGUUAUAUGAAUUACAACUGGAAUUUCGAUCUCUCUCUUAUUUUAGUUUAUGGAAACGUAUGAAGAUAGCCUUGGCUAUUUUAAAGAUUAUAGUACGAUUACCUAUGAUGAUCAAUGAAGAAGUAAAAAUGAGAGAAGGAUCUUCAAAGGCAUCUUCGAAUAAUGAUACCAACACUGCUACCAUGAAUAAUGAUUCUACUUUCAAAACGAACGCUAAGAACCAUCCUAACACUACUGAUGCUACUUCAAAUAGUAGUAACAAUAAUAAUAAUAAUAAUAAUAAUAAUAAUAAUUCCACUAAGAAUCAUGAUCGUACUUUCUUCAAUAAUACCACGAAUCAUGAUAAACAAAAUGAAGGACAAAAACGAAUGAGUAAAUCUUUAUAUAAUUACAUUAGAUAUGCUUUACAUCUAAGUAAUAGCGUAUUAGACAUUGGUGGAAAAAUCAUGACUAGAUUAUUAUGGUAACGCAAUUCAUUAUUAAUACUUUUAAACUUUUAUAUACAAAUAUAUAUAAAAAGUUUGUUACAAUAAAUCAUUUUAUUAUUAUUAUUAUUAAAU